This is a messenger RNA of Ogataea philodendri, 510 nucleotides long. RefSeq lists its product as uncharacterized. The coding region runs from base 1 to 510 and encodes 169 amino acids. NCBI's taxonomy places the organism in Eukaryota, Fungi, Ascomycota, Pichiomycetes, Pichiales, Pichiaceae. The record is from RefSeq and is a predicted model, not a curated record. The transcript has a single exon.
AUGGUCAUGGAGUCGGUCCCGUUUUCGUAUCAGUUGGAUGACAUAAACACAUCGAUCGCAUCCAAUACGCGGUACCAUGCCGAGCAGACAAGACUCACCUAUCAGAAGCCGAAGCUUCAGAGAAUCAAGCCCCCUCAAACACUCAACUACGGCUCUUCACAGCCAAUGAACAGGUCCAGAACGUCACAGCAAAUUUACACCCAGCCGUUCGAUCAGGUGGCGUCCAUGAUGAGAACGUCAUCGACGCCGUCGCCGGUGGCCAGAUCCAACUCGGACUUGUCGUUUGUCUCGACGCUGUCUGAUCAGCAACUCUCGCAGCUGGGCAACCUGGCCGCGUCGUCGACUCGGUCCAGCACCGCCUCGACAAGCUCGUUCGCAAGAGAUCAGGCAUCAGCCCCACUGAGUUCUGGGUCUUCAGGGUCUGCUGGGUCGCCGUGGAACACCUCAUUGCUGGACAUGAACACAAAAAAUAGCAUCCCUUUCAACUCUACAUGGUCACAGGUUUGGUAA